AUGAUGUUUAAUGGACUUUUGUGUGAUUCGGAUUGUAAUUAUUAUUUCAAAGGAAGCAGCGGACCGUCAAGCAUAGCGGACAGCGUGAGUGGAACGGAGCGGACGCGUUGCCUACAGGACAAGCUACAUGCAACACUACAAAUUUUAAAGAACAAAGAGGAGACGGUAAAAGUUCAAGCGGAGAGUCUCGCACUGGCAGAGGCCCGUCUCUCUGCACUCGCUAUUCGUACACAAAAAACAAACACACACCGCGCCCUGCAAGUUCAACCGAUCCAAAAAGAAUCGGGAAACGGAUGUAAAGUGGAAAUGACUGAUGUCUCAAUAACUGCACACACACAGGGAGUGGAUGAAAAUGUGAAAACGCUUAAGGAUAAGUUGUCUGUUGUCGAAGAUCUUUACAGAGAAUGCUUCUAUGAAUCGGCAAAGCAGGAUCAGCUUAUAGAAAAUCUAAGAGGUUCCUACAUACAAAUGAGAUUGAUGGAGAAGGAGAAAGACAGCCACCUCACUUGUCUCCAACAUGUUGUCGACACUCAGCGAUCUUCAGCUUUUGCAUAUCAGGAUAUUGCCUCAGAAGUGGACCAUUUGAAGGCUGAAAUAUCAAAUUUCUUGAACAACUCCAAUAAUGACUCGGGCAUGUGGGAAAGGACCGAAGAUUGUGACAUCACGACUGACCUCCGGCAUAUCGCUGAACAAUUACACCGACUUCAGGAUUUGCUGACCGAAGACUGUUCCUGUGGUUUAAAUGAAGAGAAUAGAAUACUGAAGCGUGCAAAUGAAAUUAAUGAAAGGGUGAUUGGUGAACUUCGUGACAGUAUUAGUAAAUUAGAGGACAAUUUUGAAAAUAAGGAGAAUAGUGACCAGCGCUUCGAAACAGUCGUUGCCGAGAAGGAACGUGAGUUAAGGGAAAUAAGAAAUCAGUUAAACGACUUAGAGAACACGUCGCAGCGUUCAUGUUGCUGUGACCAACUGUCUUUACAAUUGCAACAAGUUCAAGGGUCUUUGAAUGAUAAAACGUUGGAGAUGGUGCAAAUGCAACGAAGAUAUGAAGAACAAAACGUGACUAUCUGCCAACUAAGAGAGGAGCAUGAGCAAACAAAAACCAUUAAGGAAGAGAAUAUUUGCUUACAACAGGAAGUAAGCAAGCUGAGAUGUGAGGUGUCGUCAUGGCGGUCGCAGCAAGAAGCCAGUUCGAUGCGUUUGCGACAGUUACAAAAGGACUUGCAACGCUCACAGCAUCGGUAUAGACAUCUGGCUGAUCACUACAAGGAAAUAUCCAGCUUUGCUCAUGAGCUUCAAACUCAGUUAAAAGAAGCACAUACCCGCGGAGCCAAGCUGUGUGGAGAAGCAAGACAUCUUGUUUGCGCCGUCAGACAUAGCCUCAAGAGACAGAGGAAUAGACAAAGAGAACAGAAUGAAAGGAUAAAAGAACAGGAGACAAUAAUUCACGCUCUUCAGGAUUCGGAUACGGAGAGCGCUCUUUUAACAGAACCAUGUUGUUCCAAAUACUUAUCAAGUACAACCAGUUCCAAAGGGGACAGAAAAAGAAGUGUAAGUGAGACAGCAUCACCGCCAACACCACCACGACGGCUACAUAAUAAGACAUCGGCAGACGAGUGCCACUGGUUUCAUCCCAACAUUCGAAGUGCGGGUGUACAACAGCCAACGCGUAGUUCUUGUGGGACAGGCACAGAUACACCACGCCCUGUUCGAGUGUGUAGCUUACGGAACAGUGGCGAGGUGUCCCCAACUGAAGAGUUACUAGAGCGAGUAGAACGCGCACAUGAAGCUUUGUCGCAGGCGCAACGACGAUGGUGUCAACGGGCACCAAAAUGA
Molecule: messenger RNA, 1833 nt
Organism: Pieris macdunnoughi
Lineage: Eukaryota; Metazoa; Arthropoda; Insecta; Lepidoptera; Pieridae
Source: the annotation of a GenBank genome assembly